AUGAGCUCUAUUACUCUCACAGCGGAUACCAUCGUCCAGAAGGGAUUGCCAAAGCCCUCACGACCUUGGGAAACCAUCCGAGAUGAAAAGAGGGCCGAGCAGUUGUCCAGGAUUCCCGAGAGCUGGAGACUGGAAUCUUCGUUGCAUCCAACCCCAGAAACCGUGGAUUUGCGACCUGUUGCUGCCACCUCCGGGCUACUUACUGAGAGAGAGCUGAUUAUCACGGGCGAAAGGUACGAUGCAACAUCCCUCGCCGCCGAGAUUGCUAAGGGCACGUACACUGCGGUCGAGACGGUUACGGCGUUUUGCAAGCGGGCUGCAAUCUGCCAGCAGCUUUGUAACGCUUUGACUGAGAUAUUUUUCGCCGACGCGAUUGAGAAAGCAAGAGAAUUGGAUGACCACUUUAAGAGGACGGGUAAGACCGUGGGACCCUUACAUGGUCUGCCUAUAACUUUCAAGGAGUGUUUCCAUGUCAAGGGGUACGAUGCGAGCAAUGGCUACAUUUCCAGGUGCUUUGACCCUUCUACCACGACAACUCCCAUUAUUCAAUUUGUCGAGGAUGCCGGGGCCGUCAUUAUCGCGAAAACCAAUGUCCCACAGACCAUGCUUGUUGCUGAGUGCGAUAACAAUGUCUUCGGACAUACCAAAAACCCAGUUGUCAGUCAUUUAACCUGUGGCGGCAGCAGUGGUGGUGAAGGAGCCCUUUCGGCAUUUAGAGGAAAUUCAUUAGGCGUCGGUACAGAUGUAGGCGGCUCAAUUCGGCUCCCGGCUGCCUUCAACGGCGUGUAUGGCUACAAACCCUCGGUGGGUGUCCUUCCCUUUAUCGGUUACGCUGCCUCUGGCUGGACCGGUAUGAAUACCGGGAUUCCUGCAGUCCUCGGCCCAAUCGGCCAUUCGAUGCGAGAUAUGAUCUUGUUUACCGAGGCAGUCCGCGCAGGUCAGCCUUGGAAUUUCGACCCUGCCAUCAUACCCGGCGUAAUGGAACAACCUAUACCAGUAUCCAUGAAGAGACCUAUUGUUGGAAUUCUUUAUGAAUCGGGUAUUACUCCUCACCCUCCUGUGCGUCGCGCAAUCCACGAGGCGAAACUGAAACUCGAGACCGCUGGAUAUGAUACUAGAGAUUUCACGCCUAUCUGCCCUAACUUCAUGGAAAUUCGGAAUAUUGCCUCUCAGCUAUUCACAGUCGACGGCCUCUCAUAUCCGAGACGAGAACUAGCAAAAGCAGCUGAACCUGUCGUCCCGUCCGUGGCAAACUUUGGAUAUUGGGACAUUCCUCGAAAAACUCACGAAGAAAUGUGGGAUUGGAACACUAAGAAAGGUUUAAUCCAAAAACAAAUGCUCGAUGCCUGGCAGCAGCUUGGGAUUGACCUGCUGGUUGCUCCAGCCGCACCUCAUACCGCUAUUAAUCCCGAUAAAUGCACCACAGAACUGUACACAGUUGCUUGGAAUGCCGUGGAUUAUCCGGCCGUUAUUAUUCCAUUUACAAAGGUAGAUCCUACCUUGGAUCCUAAAUAUGACGAUUUCAAGCCCAAAAAUGACCUGGACCAGGCUAUUCAAACACUCUAUGACCCAGAGGUCAUGGCCGGUGCCCCGGUGUCACUACAAAUUAUUGCUCCCAGACUUCAAGAUGCGGCUUUGCUUAGGAACACGGAUAUUAUUGACGGCAUUCUAAAUGGCAAAACCUAG
Molecule: messenger RNA, 1686 nt
Organism: Talaromyces proteolyticus
Lineage: Eukaryota; Fungi; Ascomycota; Eurotiomycetes; Eurotiales; Trichocomaceae
Product: amidase
Exons: 5
Coding region: 1-1686 (561 amino acids)
Source: RefSeq, a predicted model, not a curated record